Molecule: messenger RNA, 630 nt
Organism: Branchiostoma floridae (Florida lancelet)
Lineage: Eukaryota; Metazoa; Chordata; Leptocardii; Amphioxiformes; Branchiostomatidae
Product: peroxisomal carnitine O-octanoyltransferase-like
Exons: 4
Coding region: 6-605 (199 amino acids)
Cellular component (GO): peroxisome
Molecular function (GO): carnitine O-octanoyltransferase activity
Source: RefSeq, a predicted model, not a curated record
ACCCCAUGUCGCUGACCAGAGUACAUCGAAACGCCGUCCAGCUGCUGCAGUAUGUCGCCUCCCGCACGGGGCUUACCGAAGCCGUCAGGAAACUCCAGCUAGCGCGGCAGUUUGCGGCCAGCGACGACGAACUGAAGCAACUGCAUCUGAAGUGGAUACCUGGAAUUCUACAAGAAUGGUUACAGAAGAAAGCGAUCCAAGUGUUUGGAGAGAGAACCUGGAAGUACCAGGACUCCCUCCCACCUUUACCUGUGCCUGCUCUCAAGAACACUCUGGACAAGUAUCUAGAGUCAGUAAAACCAUUCGUUACGGCGGAGGAAUACAAGCACACAGAGACGGUGGUGAGGGAGUUUGAAGAAGGGGUCGGCCAAUCGCUGCAUCAGCAAUUACUGGAGAGGGCAAAGGUAAAAAGGAACUGGCUUGAAGAUUGGUGGGUGGAUCUGAUGUACCUUCAAUCACGGCACUCCCUCCCCCUGACUUCCAACGUUGUCGGGUUUGUACCCGUCAUGGACCACAUGUGGUCUGCCAUAGGGGUGGAACCAGCAGACAGGGUUCCACUGUUCCUCUCGGCAUCUCUCUAUCUGUGGAAACUCCUCAGGAAGUAAGUCCAAGAGAAUGUAUGUCUGGAUG